AUGGAAUCAAACAAACAUCGGAAAGUAAAGGUGAUAAAAUGUCUUAAAGAAUACCCAAGUAGAGAUGCUUUCUUUAAUUUUCUGCAUAUCCUCCGGUUAAAAUAUCAAACGUGGCCGGCUAUAAAAGUGGCCCUUGAAGGAAUAAGACAUUGGGUGAACCUAACUGCAUUUUCAAUGGGGGCUUCAUUAGCUUGGUCUUCUCCGGCUACAUCAAAAUUAAACAUAACCACUUCAAUGUCCCCAAAACAAGAAGCUGGGGUAGUUUCCUUACUUUUCUUCGGCGCAAUUUUUGGAACAUCACUCAGCAAGUUCUUCAUGGUAAAAUUGGGAAGAAAAGGAGCUUUGUUAUUAUCAGGAAUACCAAACAUAAUUGGAUUUUUGUGUUUAACAGCUGGUCAUAAUUUUGUUAUCAUAUACAUAGGCCGAUUUUUUAACGGAUUCGCCGUUGGAAUCAUUUUAAGCGUCUCACCUGUAUAUUUACACGAAAUGAGUGAUGUUGCUCAUCGAAAACUUUUAAACGCCACGAUUAUAAUCAGCACAAAUCUUGGAUGUUUAUUCGUUUAUGUUCUUUCGUUAUUUUUUAAGUUAAAACUUUUAAGUAUCAUUAAUGUUAUAUUUCCUUUAGCUUUUGUGGUGAUUUUUGGAAUUAUGUCGCCGGAUACUCCGCAUUAUUACAUUUCACGCGGAAGAAUUCACGAAGCUUGGGAUAGUUUGAAAGCUUUAAGAGCUGGGGGUGAUGAAUCUAUUAAUAACGAGUUAGUUUUAAUACAAAAAGAGGUCGUUGAAAGCUUUUCUAAUAUAAAUAACUUUUUUGAUUUUAUAAGAAACGAAAGAUUUCGUAAGAAAUUGUGGGUUGCUUUAGGAUUAAUUUUGUGUAAUCAAUUAAUCGGAGUUACCACAAUUUUUUGUUAUAUGGAAUCGAUUUUUGAGGGGUUUAAGCCGCAAUUAUCUCCGAGUGUUUGUGUUAUUAUAAUGGGUAUUGUGCAACUUCUUGGAAGUAUUUUUGGGUUAUUUGUGAUUCCUAAGUGCCACAAACGAUUACUCCUUUUAGUUUCGGCGUUUCAUUUAAGUUUCACUUUAAUUGCGAUUACAACUUAUCUUUGUUUAAAACAAUACGAACGUGAGGCGAUUUUGUAUAAAAUGUUUCCGAUUAUUAGUGUAUCUUAUUUGGUUUGGAUUUAUUCAAGCUUAUUUACACCGUGCGUCAGUGUAAUCACCAAAGAAAUAUUUCCAUCUUACGCAAAUUCAGUUGCUAUUCGCGUGGAAGCCGUUUUUACUUUGGGGUAA
Molecule: messenger RNA, 1287 nt
Organism: Onthophagus taurus
Lineage: Eukaryota; Metazoa; Arthropoda; Insecta; Coleoptera; Scarabaeidae
Source: RefSeq, a predicted model, not a curated record